UUGAUCGACAUGGUAGUAAAAAGCCUCUCUUCCUAAGUGAAGCUGUGUUUAUUGUAUUUUGCUGUAACCACGAGAGCAUGUCUCGAAUGAUCUUUUCAUUCGAGCUUUAAAAUUCGACUGUGACCCUUUCAUUCUUUUUUAUUCGCUGAUACAACAUAGGCUUAACAUGAGCCGACGAUUCAUCUAGGAGUCGUUGCCACAAUCUCAGAGAGUGCUGUGUUAGUGCGGCACGUGUGGCGCAACGUUUCUCAAGUGCAAUGUUCCUGUCUAAGCCCUUCUGGAACUGCUAAUAUCACUAGCUUCCCUCACGAGACAUCACUACCACCUGUCGUCGUUCGAGAUGCGCACCGCUAUCGUGACAUUUCAUUUAUGUAUCCUUUUAAAGUGGGUUCAAAGCUCACCGGUAUCUUCAAGCGCAAGCCAACUUAUCGACCGGACCUUUGAUACAACCAUGGGGACGCAGGUACCAUUAGUAUCGAAACAAGGAGCAACAAAUAUGACGGGAGUAGACUCAGAGAUAGACCUGACGAAUGGAUGGGUAGAUCCCAGAAUCCUUGGUGGGCGAUUACUGGAUUUCACAACUCGUCACAAAGGCGAACCUUUAAACGUUAUUAUUUCUAGCAAAUCGGAUCCCUACAUCCUUUCCGAGAUCGGUUUCUCAAUCUAUGCUAAAUCUCUCGGCUUUUCGAGCGAAUGUCUUGGUUUGCACUACGGUAAUAUACAUCAAGCCAACCUCGGGGACGGCAAUGAGAGGCAAGAUGAACAGAUGCUUGCAAGACAGUAUUACUUUAUGAGACCUGGUGGUCCCGUUCUUGGUACCUGCUGGGAGAGCUUAGCUGGGGGCAACCACUUCCGUUCAUGGAAACAGAAUGGUACUAAAGCCAACUCCGGUGCAUGGUUUCUAGGUGUUUCCAAGGAAGAGCAUUCCGGAAAGCACCAUAUGAUCAUACCUGAUGGGUAUAACAUAGGCCGGGAUUUCCUUGUCGCUCAAGCCAUCUCUUCUCCGACUCAUUGGAAUUCCCUCUGGUGGCAGGCAGAAGUAGAAUGGGUCGAAGGCCUUUUGGAACCUGGGAAUGACGGCGUAAACCACGGUAUCGACCAAGAUGGACUCGUAGCGGUACUUACCGUGACACGUUUGUGAACCAAGGGACACCCGGACACGAGCGAAAAUUCGUAUCUGCGCCGGCAGAUCCACACUGACUCAUAGACUCCUUGACAGGAUCCCUUCUAUCUAUCAUCACUACUUAGCUAUAUCUUCAUAAGUUCAUGCUUGCUACACCUUCAUUCCUGCUGUUUCUAGGUUUAUUCUCUCUGAAUGUUUGUACUACUUACCUAUGUAUGUCCUUUGUACAGUCAGUUAUCCGAUCUCCUACUAGGCCAUAGGCUAAAAGGAAUUCAAAUAAUGACUGCAUUGUAUCAACAU
Molecule: messenger RNA, 1423 nt
Organism: Lentinula edodes (shiitake mushroom)
Lineage: Eukaryota; Fungi; Basidiomycota; Agaricomycetes; Agaricales; Omphalotaceae
Exons: 8
Coding region: 341-1141 (266 amino acids)
Source: RefSeq, a predicted model, not a curated record